CGCUUAAACCCUUGUAAUAAUUUCUCACCGUGCAAAGAAACAACCAAAACCCUCGUGAAUUGAAUUCAAUGCGGUUUGGAUUAUUAAGAAUCAGCGAUGAAUGGAGAAGAACAACAAAAACACCAAUUUGGUGUUAUUUUCAUUUGGAAAAGCGAUUUAUGACAACAAGUAAACGAGUUCAAGACAGAAGCAAAAAGAAAAGGGUUCAUGAACUCGAAGUAGCAACAGAGAAAUGGAAAAUCACUUCCAAAAUCAUUUUCUUAAUGGAACUUCUCAAACAAGAACCAGAAAUGGUUAUUCCCGUUCGAUCCCUUUCACAUUAUCGCAAACAAAUCAAUCUUCCAAAACCUCACAGAAUCUCAGAUUUUCUUCGCAAAACACCAAAAUUAUUUGAACUAUACAAAGAUCGGAAGGAUGUAUUGUGGUGUGGUUUGACUCAUAAAGCUGAAGACUUGAUGGAAGAACACCAAAAGGUCAUUGAAGAAAAUGGAGAUAAAGCUGCUGAAUUUGUUACUAGGUUUCUUAUGAUGUCGCUUGAUAAACGUCUUCCUUUGGAUAAAAUUGCUCAUUUUAGAAGAGAUUUUGGGUUGCCAAUGGAUUUUAGGGUUAAUUGGGUGCACCAAUAUCCUCAACAUUUUCGUGUUGUGAAGCCUUCAAUUGAUGAAGUUGAGUUUUUGGAGCUUGUUUCUUGGAACCCUAAUUGGGCAAUCACUGAGCUUGAGAAGAAAAAGAAGAUGGAGAUGGAAAUGGAGAUGGUGGAAGGGAUAAAAACUGAAACUUUACAUACUCCGGGUUUGCUUUCGUUACCAUUUAAUUUGAAAUUUCCUGCAAAUUUUAAAAGGGUUCAUAGUUAUUAUGGAGAAAAGAUUAAAUUGUUUCAGGAGAGGUCUUAUUUGUCACCUUAUGCCGAUGCAAAGGGUUUAAAACCUGGUUCUUUAGAGUUUGAUAAAAGGGCUGUUGCUGUUAUGCAUGAAUUGCUUAGUUUUACAGUUGAGAAGAGAUUGGUGACAGAUCAUCUUACUCAUUUUCGAUCGGAGUUAGUGAUGCCUCAAAAGUUGAUGAGGCUUUUGUUAAAGCAUUGUGGUAUCUUUUAUGUUUCUGAGAGAGGGAAGAGGUUUAGUGUGUUUUUAACCGAAGCGUAUGAGGGUUCGGAGCUUAUUGAGAAAUCUCCUUUGGUUUUGUGGAAGGAGAAGCUUCUUAGUCUUGUUGGUUAUAGAGGAAGGAAGAAGAAGUUUGAGGUGGAUAGUGAGAGUGAUGGGGAAGGGGGUGAUGGUUUGCGUUUGCUUCAGAGUGAUUCUGAUGUGGAGGAUCUGCGCGUGGAGAUCGAGCAACAGGAUACCUUGGAGUACAAGGAUCCUUUACUCGAGGACGAUUCUGAGAUGGAUAUUGGAGAGAUAUAAUCUGCGAGCAUGUCAAAAUUCAAAAAUUCUUGAGAUGGAGGUAUCCUUACCGGCCAAUCAUAAAUUUCAAGUAUAUGCAGGUCAAGUACUUAAGGGGACCAUUGAAUUCAACCAAUCACUUUUGAGGCCAUUGACUGGAUUUAUUAGACACUGUCAAAUAUCAUGAUAAACCUAAAAGUCUAGGGUGUGAUCCAGUGUUAUCGAUGGCGAAAAGCCAAAAGUCCGCCAUAUAAAGCCAUGGCGUUACCAUCCUCCGCGGUUGUUAAAAAAUUUGCCAUGGCCGAUAUUUGACGACACUGGUGUCAUCUUAAUUUUGCUCUCUGGAAUUUAUGCUUGCUUCAACAUAUAAUGAUUUGAUUACUUGUGACAUGGAAAAAUUUGAUAAAGGAUUGGCCAUAUCUUAUUCAGAAGUUACAAACAAAUCCAAAAUAACAUGCAAAGUCAGCGACGACAAGUUGUGUUCAAACUAUUGAGAUAUUUUUAGGUCAAUGGUUUCUUUCAUGUACCCUAUCUUUAUUUAAUUUUAGAAGUUAGAAUGUCAAUCGUCCUAAAGGCAAGAAUAUAGCAAAUAGAAAAUGUGAAAUAUUUGUCUUCUUAUCUUUCGACUCGUUAAUUUAAAGUGACAAGUGAUCCUUAUCUGUUUUAUUUUUUUAUUUGUUAUAGCAGUUAUUACAGAUUUUUGGCAAGUUGGUUGGAAUCAAUUUUCAUCUUUGUCUGCAA
Messenger RNA from Cicer arietinum (chickpea), 2120 nucleotides. RefSeq names its product protein WHAT'S THIS FACTOR 1, chloroplastic. The record is from RefSeq and is a predicted model, not a curated record. NCBI's taxonomy places the organism in Eukaryota, Viridiplantae, Streptophyta, Magnoliopsida, Fabales, Fabaceae. Gene Ontology annotation, molecular function: RNA binding.